GUGAUCGAGCUCACGCCCGAGAACUUCGCGCGCGUCGUCGAGGCGCCCUCCUCGGGGAACGUCUUCGUGGAGUUUUACGCGCCGUGGUGCCCGUUCUGCCAGCGCCUGGAGCCGAUAUGGAGCGAGCUGCCGGAGAAGCUGCGAGACGCGGGCGUGCCCACGACGAUCGCGCGCAUGAACGUCGACACGUAUACCGAGUACGGCGAGGCGUUCGACGUGAGCGGCUUCCCGACGCUCAUCUUGUUC
This is a messenger RNA of Micromonas pusilla CCMP1545, 246 nucleotides long. RefSeq lists its product as uncharacterized. Gene Ontology annotation, biological process: protein folding. The record is from RefSeq and is a predicted model, not a curated record. The annotation marks the transcript as partial. The transcript has a single exon. Gene Ontology annotation, cellular component: endoplasmic reticulum. NCBI's taxonomy places the organism in Eukaryota, Viridiplantae, Chlorophyta, Mamiellophyceae, Mamiellales, Mamiellaceae. Gene Ontology annotation, molecular function: protein disulfide isomerase activity.